GAGCACCUUUUUUACAGGGAGAUUUCAUCAUUUCAAGGGGGCAUUUCUACAUGCUCCACCGUGUAACACAAAUUGAACACAAGUAAAAGUUAUGUGUUGUGUACAACACAAGUACACAACACAUAACUGUGUCUAUAUAAUUUGUUACACAAACAAAAUAAAUAUGUUUUUUACCAUCAAUGUAUUACUCAUAAGCGUUGGCAACACUGAACUUUUUUUGUUCACUGCUACUAAAAUUGAUUUAGCUAUACAUUUCAGUAACCAAUAAUCCGUUGUUAAACCGAGUUAUGCUUUUUAUUUUAUUGUCUUGUUUCACUUAUACAUUUAUUUUUUAAGUAAGGAUUUUCAAUUAAAUUUUUUUCUUUAAAAUAAAAAAAACAUGAACUUUCAAAAAACUACCAGCGAUUAUUCUUCAUUAGUUUCUUUAGUACGAAACCAACCAUAUCCAACAUAUCCGCAAUAUGCCACAUUCACAUCAAGAUUAAAAACAUAUAAUUUAUUUCCGCCAACUAUACCUCAAAACAAAUAUGUAUUGUCUGAAUGCGGAUUUAUAUAUACAGGGGUUCAAGAUAUUGUUGAAUGCUUCUCUUGUGGACUUGUA
Messenger RNA from Acyrthosiphon pisum (pea aphid), 601 nucleotides. Its product is annotated as death-associated inhibitor of apoptosis 1-like. Lineage: Eukaryota; Metazoa; Arthropoda; Insecta; Hemiptera; Aphididae. Gene Ontology annotation, cellular component: cytoplasm; nucleus. The record is from RefSeq and is a predicted model, not a curated record.